Molecule: messenger RNA, 369 nt
Organism: Geodia barretti
Lineage: Eukaryota; Metazoa; Porifera; Demospongiae; Tetractinellida; Geodiidae
Source: the annotation of a GenBank genome assembly
CUGACCCGGGGAAUUCGAGUGGAUGUGGAAGCGCGUUUCGCCGACCGGCGCCCCGAGCCGGACCCGGCGUGGCUGUUUCGGUACGACAUCGCCAUCACCAACGAGUCAGAGGAAUUGGUGCAACUCCUCAGUCGUCACUGGGUCAUCGAGCACGGCGAAGGACAGCUCGAAGAGGUGCGCGGUCCCGGAGUGGUCGGGGCUCGCCCCUAUCUCGUCCCGGGCGAGUCCUUUCACUACUCCUCAUGGUGUCCACUGCGCGCGCCCUUCGGCUCGAUGCGAGGCUCCUACCUGAUGGAGAUCCCCGGCGGGAACCGCUUCAAGGUCGAGAUCGCGCAGUUCACGUUGAGUGAACCGGUCACGCUGCACUGA